Messenger RNA from Erinaceus europaeus (western European hedgehog), 2684 nucleotides. RefSeq names its product tetratricopeptide repeat domain 4 (gene TTC4). The record is from RefSeq and is a predicted model, not a curated record. Gene Ontology annotation, molecular function: Hsp90 protein binding. The transcript has 10 exons. Bases 41 to 1231 code for a protein of 396 amino acids. Lineage: Eukaryota; Metazoa; Chordata; Mammalia; Eulipotyphla; Erinaceidae.
CGCCGCCGGAAGUUGCCGCGCAAAUCUCAUCGCCCAGGUCAUGGUGGGAGGGCAGAGAACUGUCAUGGAUCCAUCUCAGCCGGACGCUGCUUCGGACGACGCUAUGGACGAGUUCCUGGAAAAGUUCCGGAGCCAGCCUUACCGUGGAGGCUUCCACGAGGACAAGUGGGAGGAGGAAUUUGAAAAGAUCCCCCUAUUUAUGAAGACAGCGCCAUCAGAAAUUAAUGCGAAGGAGAAUCCUGAUUUGGCUUGCCUCCAGUCAAUUAUAUUUGAUGAAGAGCGAUCUCCAGAAGAACAGGCCAAGACAUAUAAAGAUGAGGGCAAUGAUUACUUUAAAGGAAAAGAGUACAAAAAAGCUGUGGUCUCUUACACUGAAGGAUUAAAGAAGAAAUGCAACAACCCUGAUCUGAAUGCUGUCCUUUAUACCAACCGGGCAGCGGCACAGUACUAUCUGGGCAAUUUUCGUUCUGCUCUCAAUGAUGUGACAGCUGCCAAAAAGCUUAAACCCUGUCAUCUCAAAGCAGUAGUAAGAGGUGCCUUAUGCCAUCUGGAGCUAAAAAACUUUGCUGAGGCAGUGAGCUGGUGCGACGAAGGGCUGCAGAUAGAUGCCAAAGAGAAGAAGCUUUUGGAGCUGAGGGCGAAGGCAGACAAGCUGAAGCGAACCGAACAGAGGGAUAUAAGAAAAGCAAAGUUAAAAGAAAAGAAGGAGCAGAAUAAGAAUGAGGCUUUACUCCAGGCCAUCAAGGCUAGAAACAUCAGGCUGGUCUCUGAAGUUACGGGGAAGGAUGAUGAUUCCGACUCAGAAAGUCUGGGUGAAGUGCUCCUGGACGGGCUCAGCUCUGAGAACCCCUACGGAGCUAGGCUUAGUAUAGAUGACCAGGGCAAGCUGAGCUGGCCUGUGCUCUUUCUGUACCCAGAAUAUGCCCAGUCAGACUUCAUCUCUGCCUUCCAUGAGGACGCCAGGUUUAUUGACCAUCUAAUGAUGAUGUUUGCUGAAACACCUUCCUGGGAUUUAGAGCAGAAAUACUGCCCUGAUCAUUUAGAGGUCUACUUUGAGGAUGAGGACAGGGCAGAACUCUACUGUGUACCUCCCAAGACUACCCUGCUGCGUGUGCUGCAGAACCCCAGGUACUUUGUAAAAGCCUUGACACCAGUGUUUCUGGUGUGUGUAGGAACCUCUCCCUUUUGUAAGAAUUUUCUCCAGGGGAGAAAAGUGCACCAGGCAAAGUGACUGAGCCAAGGCUGUGGAAGCCAGCACCCCCACCUCCCUCCUCACCUACCCCUGCCUGGACUUCAGCACACGUGAAUCAGCUGGACAUGCACCCAGAACCCAACUCUUUAUUACUGUCAUGGGGGACACUUUUUAGCAUCGCAGUAGAGAAAGAGCUGUUGUCUUUGCCCUCUCUGGUCAGAGUGCUGCCCUUCAGCUGGUGUUCACUCUUCUCUGUCAAUACAAAAAUUCCAUGCCUUGGUCAGGAUGCCCUUGGACUCACUGCCUCCCUGCUGAGGGGGCCAUCUGUUGGCUGUUACCAUAGCAGCUGACAGAAAAACUCACUGGAACUAUGGACUCUAGACUCAAGACCUGGUGACAUGUUCUGAACCUUUGUGGAGUUCGAUGCCUUCAAGCAACUACCGUCUCAGAACACACACGCAUAAUCUGAGGUAUCAGAACUGAGAGACUGCACCUCAGGGCUGCCCUCUAUCGAUGCUGGAGAAGCCUUGGGGUGAGACUGGACUGGGAAAGCCUGGUCCUGUCUCUGUAGGACUGUAAAGAAAUAAAAGCAAUAAAGUAAACAAACAGACCACACAGACUAGAACCCUCUGAAAGCCUAGAGAGUUUUUCCGUUUUCCUGGUGUGUGCAGCGUAGAAAGCUGUGAUAGGCUCAGCUGGUGAUUUCCAAGCUCCUGUCCAGUUUCCACCUUCUAAGAGCUUGUGCUUCGUAAACUGGAAAAAUCUUUAUGUAUCUUGAGGCAUUGUCACAGGUGGGAUAGUUUUCUUUUUUCUUUUCUUUUGUUUGUUUUUUAACUGCGACCAGAGUUAUCACUGGGGCCCAGCUUGGGCACUAUGAAUCUACCAUUUCCGGUGGCCGGUGGCUAUUUUUCCCUUUUUUUUUUCUAUUUUAUUUAAUAGGAUAGAAAUUGAGAUGAGAGGGAAAGAGGAGGGAGUGAGGGAGAGACAGAGACACCUGUAGACCUGCUUCACCAUUUGUGAAGUGUCCCCCCUGCAGGUGGGGAGUGGGGGCUCGAACCCCGGUCCUUGGUCUUUACCCGCAGUGAUUUGCUCCCGGCUUCCUAGAGUGUUUCUUAUUCCCUUACCUGUCGCCACCUGAUGACGCGCAGCAGCCAACCCCCACCCCGCGGGGACACGCCUCUGCUCUCGAGGCUACGGGACACGUGUGGACCCAUCCAGAUGGAGGCCUGCGUGGCUGGCUCGUGCUCUUUUCUGUCUGCUGCGAGAACAUAUUUCCCGAACAGAGGCUGCUCCUCCAGCCUGGUGCCAAAAUGGUAAGACACGUGGAGCAGAGCUGAAGCAGCUGGCCUGCUGCCAUUGAUUGUAACAUGAAUGAGAAAUAAAUGUUUGUUGUAGUAAUAAGCACUGAGAUUUGGGGGUUGUUUGUUACUAUAGCAAAGCUAGCUAAUACAUCAUUAAACUGAAAACAGCUGCUGUCCUUAAGACGGACUAA